Molecule: messenger RNA, 444 nt
Organism: Angiostrongylus costaricensis
Lineage: Eukaryota; Metazoa; Nematoda; Chromadorea; Rhabditida; Metastrongylidae
Source: the annotation of a GenBank genome assembly
AGUCCGAUAGCGAUUUCCCGACUCCGGAAUGAUAAGAGACAUCGCUACCACUGUUCCAUCCUCGCUGCUAAAAUUCCAAUAACGUGUGGAGCAAACUUAGUGGAGCAGAAGCAGCCUUUCGAAACAGAUAUUACUAUGGACACUCGUUUUCUAACUAUAACUCUCUCAUUCAGGUACCAUCUGUGUUCAUCUUGUCGUGCCGUCCGUCAUCUUCCUCGUACCUACUUCCCACGUAUUCUAAACGAAGUGAUCUGCGGUGAAAGCACUUGUGUUCGUGGGGAUGGAAGAUGUGCACAACGAUUCCUACCUCUGAAGGUUAUUCUGCACAACGAGGGCACGGAUCAGUGUCCAAAAUGGCGGCUCGUCUCCAUCGACCUUCGAACGUGCUGCGAUUGUGCCAUACACAACUAUUCGAAUUUCUUGCGUUACAUUAAUAGAAAAUAA